GCUUUGGCGGCUCCACUAUGGCGGCGGCGGGGAGGGGGGGCAGUAGUUUUAAAGUAGACACCCGCCCUUGCCUCAGAGAAGAUAUGACUUGGAAAGAACAAGAAAAGACUGAACUUUUUACAGAUAAUUUUUGUAAUAUAUGUGGAGUGGUGCUGCAGUUUGAAUCACAAAGGAUUUCACAUUAUGAGAGUGAAAAACAUGCUCAAAAUGUUAGGUUUUAUUUUCAAAUGCAUGGGGAACAAAAUGAAGUGCCUGGUAAGAAAAUGAAGAUGGAUGUUAGAAAUUUUCAGAUGCAUAGGAGUGAAGUAGUGGACAGAAACAAAUUUUGUGGUCUCUGCAACAUCAUUUUUAGCUCCCCAGUUGUUGCUCAGUCUCACUAUGUGGGGAAAGUCCAUGCUAAAAAACUGAAGCAAUUAAUGGAGGAGCAUGAUCAGGUAUCUCCAUCAGGAUUUCAGCCAGAGAUGGGUGUGCCUAUUACUACUUCUGCAGAGUCAACUUUUCUGAAGCCCCUUGUUGUCAAGCCUCCUCCAGGCGGGAUUAAAGACGAGACUAUGCCUUCCUCUUCCAGCAGUGCUUUGGAUUUGAAUAAUCCAAACAAGUAUUGCAAGCUCUGUCCUGCUUCCUUUAAUAGUCCAUUAAUGGCCCAACAACAUUAUGUUGGGAAAAAACACAAAAGAAAUGAAGCUAGGAAGAAGUUUGUAGCCAAGAUAAGAGAGAAACCUCUUCCAGCAAAAUCAGAUGCAAACGCAUUUAGUAUGAAGACCUACGUUUGUCAUAUUUGUAAUAUCACCUUUACAUCUUUAGAAAUGUUCCGGUCCCAUAUGCAAGGCAGUGAACAUCAAAUUAAAGAAUCCAUUGUUACCAAUCUAGUGAAGAAUCCAAAGAAGCCACCAGACUCUUACCAAGAUGAAAGUACAGAUUACAUCAAAGUACAGAAAGCCAGAGGACCAGAACCAAAGACUUGUUUCAGAAAGAUGGAAGAGACUUCUUUGGAAACCUGCGGGUACAGAGAAGCGGUUGAUUCCAGAUCCAGACAUAGAAUGUUUGAACAAAGACUCCCAUGUGAGACUUCCUGGACAUACCCAGGAUCAUGCAAUAUUUCACAAACAAUGGAAAACCAGUUACCUUAUUGCUUACCAGCUCACUCAAAGAACACAUAUGACUCUUUCCAAGAUGAACUGGAAGAUUAUAUCAAAGUGCAGAAAGCCAGAGGACUAGAUCCAAAGACUUGUUUCAGAAAGAUAAGCGAGAGCUCUGUGGAAGCCCAUGGGUACAGAGAAGUUGAUUCUGGACCCAGACCAAGAAUGUGUGAGCGAAGAUUUUCAUUUGAGACUUCUCAGACCUCCCAACGACCAUACAGUACUUCACCAGUGGAAAGCCAAUUACAUCACUGGUUACCAGCUCAUUCAAAGAGGUCAUAUGACUCUUUCCAAGAUGAACUUGAGGAUUAUAUCAAAGUGCAGAAAGCCAGAGGACUAGAGCCAAAGACUUGUUUCAGAAAGGGAAGAGAUAGCUCUGUGGAAACCCAUAAAUACAGAGAAAUGGUUGAUUCCAGACCCAGACAUAGAAUGUUUGAUCAGAGACUCCCAUUUGAGACUUUCCAGAAUUACCCAAGAUCAUCCAAUAUUUCACAGGCAGUGGAAAACCAGUUACCUCAUUGCUUACCAGCUCAUGACAGCAAACAGAGAUUAGACUCUAUGACCUACUGUCAACCCACCAGAGACUAUUUCCCAGAAAAACCAGUACCCCUGAGCCUUAGUCAGCAGGAAAACAAUUCUGGCCCAUACAGUGUAGAAUCUGAAGUUUACAAGCACCUCUCCUCAGAAAACAAUACCAGUGACCAUGAAGCAAGUCAUACGCGGAAACAUCAGAAGAGAAGAAGGCACCUGGAGGAAGGUGAAGAAAAGCCAGAGAAGGAGCAGUCGAAGCAUAAAAGGAAAAAGAGUUAUGGGGAUACAGAUCUAGACAAGGACAAGAGCAUCCAGGAAAGGAAAAGAGAGGGAGAUAAAGUCAGUUCAGGAAAGCUUAAGCAUCGAAAAAAGAAAAAAAGCCAUGGUGUUCCCUCUAAGAAGGAAGAACAUAAGCACAAGAAAGAGAAAAAGAAAUCUGUUGAAGAAAAGACGGAAGAGGAAAUGCUUUGGGAUGAGUCUAUUCUUGGAUUUUGAACUUUUAGCUUUGUUUACCCAACGAGAAAUCGGUUAAGAAUAGGGGAAUUUAGACAAAGACAGGAACAUCCAGUGAAGAAAAGGAGAGGUGAAUACAGUCAGUGUCAGUUCAGGAAAACUUAGUUUUUUGUGUGUAAAAAUUGAAAUUGAAUUGAAAGAAAAGACAAGCCUAAACCUAGUCUCUGAGAAAGAAGAACCUAAGAAGAACCUAAGAACACAAUAAGAACAUAAGAGAAAAGGAAGCCUGUUGAAGAAAAGACAAAAGUGUCUUUUGAACUUUUCAGUUUUGUUCCCUUAAGGUUGAAUUGAAGAAAUAAGUUGAGGAGUUUGGUUUUGUUAAAUUCAUGUUAUUGAAUUUUCCUAAGUGGACAGUUACUUUAACCGCUAACAAAAGCCAAGUUAAAUAAGAGUAUUUAAUAUGCCUUUUCCUCAAGUUAUUUUUCCUCAUUUAUUAAAGUGAAAGAAAACUUACAUGUUUCCUGUGUAUAAAGUAAUUUCCCUUAAUGAGGUUGUCUCUGCUCCUGUUCUUCAAAUUGCUGUGAUAGUGAAUUACUUACCUGUGGGAGAUAAUUUAUUUUAAAUGAGAGAAUUACCAGGCAUUACAGAAUCCAUCCCUUGUUUGGGUUUCUGUUAGUGUUGGUGGUAUUUUAUUGUUGUUAUUGUGUGUUUGUUUAUGUUUCUUGGUUUUCUCCAAGGAAAACGUGUGAAGCGAUUUAGACUAAUUUUUUGUUUGUUUGUUAAAUCUAAUUUGCAGUGUAUUUUUGUAUUUUCUAGUUCUGAAAGUGGAAAAUGAAACAGUCUAUAGU
Messenger RNA from Balaenoptera musculus (blue whale), 2971 nucleotides. RefSeq names its product zinc finger matrin-type 1 (gene ZMAT1). Gene Ontology annotation, molecular function: zinc ion binding; nucleic acid binding. Bases 18 to 2165 code for a protein of 715 amino acids. The transcript is spliced from 7 exons. Lineage: Eukaryota; Metazoa; Chordata; Mammalia; Artiodactyla; Balaenopteridae. The record is from RefSeq and is a predicted model, not a curated record.